This is a messenger RNA of Vigna unguiculata (cowpea), 2548 nucleotides long. Its product is annotated as ETHYLENE INSENSITIVE 3-like 1 protein. Gene Ontology annotation, molecular function: DNA-binding transcription factor activity; DNA binding. The record is from RefSeq and is a predicted model, not a curated record. NCBI's taxonomy places the organism in Eukaryota, Viridiplantae, Streptophyta, Magnoliopsida, Fabales, Fabaceae. Gene Ontology annotation, cellular component: nucleus.
UAUCAAUGUUUUAAUCUUACCAAUAAUGAAUGCACCCCACUUCACAUUCACCAAUGGCACCACCAUCAGCAAUAAUAAAUAAAAGCAAGAUAAUGCUCACAACUCUGUCCCUUUUUCUUACUCACUAUUCUCUCUUCCCUUUCAUCUCCCUACACUCUCUUCUUCUUCCUUCUCUCUCUGUUUUUAGUCUAUAAAACUUCUCUGUUUUUUCUUUACAAAUUGACCUGUGCUCAUCUUACAACUGCACCCUCUCCUCAUACUGUUGUAAAGUCAGUUUGUUAUUCACUUCAUCUGAAGCUGGUGGGUUGAAUUGAACCUCUUUUCCUAGAGACUUGGUCUAUCUUUGGGCUGUUUUUUUCUUUUUUCUGGGAAAAGAUGAUGAUGUUCGAGGACAUUGGGUUUUGUGGCGAUUUGGAUUUGUUGAGUUGUCCCCUUGGAGACGAGGAUAUUGUUGCUGUGAGACAAACGGAUCCAGAUCCUGUGGUUGAGGAUGAUUACAGUGAUGAAGAAAUUGAUAUGGAUGAGCUGGAGAAGCGUAUGUGGAGGGACAAAGUGCGGCACAAACGAUUGAAAGAACAACAGAAGGCAAAGGAAGGGACAGAUGCAGUGAAGCAGAGGCAAUCCCAAGAGCAAGCUAGGAGGAAAAAGAUGUCAAGAGCUCAGGAUGGAAUACUGAAGUACAUGCUGAAGAUGAUGGAGGUCUGCAAGGCACAAGGGUUUGUUUAUGGCAUAAUUCCUGAGAAAGGAAAGCCAGUGACUGGAGCAUCAGACAAUCUUCGCGAAUGGUGGAAGGACAAGGUGAGGUUUGAUCGAAAUGGUCCUGCUGCUAUAGCAAAGUAUCAGGCUGAUAAUGCAAUUCCAGGGAAGAAUGAUGGCUGCAAUUCCAUUGGUCCAACUCCACACACAUUGCAGGAGUUACAGGACACAACACUGGGUUCUCUUCUGUCAGCACUUAUGCAGCACUGUGAUCCUCCUCAGAGAAGGUUCCCAUUAGAGAAGGGUGUUCCUCCACCAUGGUGGCCCACUGGGUAUGAAGAAUGGUGGCCUCAAAUUGGUCUUCCCAAAGAUCAAGGCCCUCCACCUUACAAGAAACCUCAUGACCUCAAGAAGGCAUGGAAGGUUGGUGUUCUUACUGCUGUCAUCAAACACAUGUCUCCUGAUAUAGCCAAGAUUCGGAAGCUUGUGAGACAGUCUAAAUGCCUUCAGGACAAAAUGACAGCGAAGGAGAGUGCAACAUGGCUUGCCAUCAUCAACCAAGAGGAAGCCUUGGCUCGAGAGCUUUAUCCUGAUUAUUGCCCCCCGUUUUCCUCUGGUGCAGGUAAUGGCUCCAUGGUGAUCAAUGAUUGCAGUGAGUAUGAUGUUGAUGGGGCUGAGGAAGAACCAAACUUUGAUGUGGAGGACCGGAAGCCAGACCCUCUUCAUCCAUCUAAUCUUGGUGGGAUGGAGAGAAUCACCGGAAGACUACCACUACAAAUUUCUCAUCCAUUUAAGGGAGAUGUUGUCACAAACCUUGAUUUCAUCAGGAAGAGGAAGAUUCCUGGUGACUUCAACCUCAUGAUGGAUCCCAAAAUCUAUACUUGUGAGCAUCCUCAAUGCCCUUACAGUGAACCUCGCCUUGGUUUCCCUGACAGGUCGGCUAGGGACCAUCAUCAACUGAAUUGUGCAUACAGAAACAGUGCUUCAGAUUAUGGUGGUGGUCCCAACUUCCAUGAUGCUGAGGUUAAGCCGGUCAUAUUCCCUCAGUCAUUUGUUCAACCCCACACUACAUCUCAGGCUGCAAGUGUGGUUCAACCUUCAUUUGGUGUAUCUGGGCUUGGAGUUCCGGAGGAUGGCCAAAAAAUGAUAAAUGACCUUAUGACAAUAUAUGACACAAACGUUGUAGGAAACAAUAACUUAAGUUCCAACAACUUUGUAGCCGCAGAAAAUCAUAACUUUUCUCAGACCAUGUUACAGCAACAGCAACAGGACAGUCGUGAGAGUUAUUUCACUGGCCAAGGAAUGGUGACGGAAGGGAAUUUCUUUGCACGAGAGGAAGGACAAUUUGAGAGGUUCAAAGCCAUGAACAUGAACGCCCCUUUUGACACCAACCACAUGGUGUUUAGCCCCCAGUGUGAUUUGUCAUCUUUUGAUUUUAAGGAUAUGCAAGGGGUAGGAAUGGAUACAGUUCACAGACAGCAGCAAGAGGUUUCAAUUUGGUUCCAGUGAAAAUGAGAAUGAGAAGAGGAAACAAACAAGUAUUCCUAGGACUUUCAUUGUGUGAAACGGUUACACUAAAAUCUCUUGACCCAGAUGCAGUUACUGCAUUUUUACUUCAUAUAUAUAUAUAUAUAUAUAUAUAUAUAUAUAUAUAUAUAUGUAAUUGAAUGUUUAGGUCCAGAUAUAUUUAUAUGCUUUCUCAGGUCUUUUAUCAGGUGGUGUUAUGGAUUAAAAAACAUCAUGGGUGUUCCCAUAACAUAACCCUUUUAUGUGUGUUUCUAUGUAAUAGCCCUACUAUGCUACUCAAAGUACUAUACUGUCAUAUAAAUAAAGUUAUUUUAUUGAGUUUCAA